This is a messenger RNA of Brienomyrus brachyistius, 3553 nucleotides long. RefSeq names its product transforming growth factor beta regulator 1 (gene fyrd1). Lineage: Eukaryota; Metazoa; Chordata; Actinopteri; Osteoglossiformes; Mormyridae. Gene Ontology annotation, biological process: regulation of cell cycle; regulation of DNA-templated transcription. The transcript is spliced from 15 exons. Bases 1145 to 2917 code for a protein of 590 amino acids. Gene Ontology annotation, cellular component: nucleus. The record is from RefSeq and is a predicted model, not a curated record.
CUGCUUCAUGCUUCCCCUUCAAAUGUGAAAUUAAAACAAACCUUAUGUUUGUGUUUAUUUGAGGAGAAAUGAAAAGUUGUUCAAAAAUGUUGUUAAGUGGAAGAUGGCAGAAGAAACAGAUGCCAAAACACACAGUUUGCGCAGUAAAAACUUUCACGUUUGUAUGCAUCAUUGUAAACAUUAUUUUCACGUUGUAGUUCAAUGGUAUAUUUACAAAUGCAAAUAACUAGCAAUAUGGAAAUAAAAGGACUAGUGAAAUGCAAGGUGCUGCGCUGAAGAGCCGCAGACACAAUGAGGUGGGGGCCGCUAUUCACAGACGUAACAUACGGGGCUCAGCGCAGCCUCCAGGCCUGACCACAUCAGAGCACUGGCCUUCAGCUGUGAACAAUCACUAAAUAAAUGUGCCAAUGUACAGAUAUUUACAGAGAAUACCAAGGAGUGCACAAUUUUGGAUUUGUGCCACUUUGGAAGUGGUUUUAUCCAUCCAUCCAUCCAUCCAUCACAUCCAGGGUCUCCCCUGCUUCAUAUAAUAGAGUCUAUGCUCACCGUGACGAAUACUCAGAUUCCAUACGCUGUCCCAUUUCUAAUUACAGAAGAAAACCUACUUCAUACAUUUAUUUAAUCUCUGCAAGCACACGAAGAUCAACUGGUUUAGGUAUUUUACUCAGAAUGUUCUCACCAUUGAGAACCUGUGGAGAUACUGUUAACAUUGUCCAGAAACUGCCUGAAAUUCAUGUAUUUUCAUUAAUGUUGCGUGUUAUGGUCGGGAAUUAAAGUAGGGAAAAAACCAACUUGACGUUCUUUUGUUAGGUUUUUCCCCCCAACAUGGACUUUAUAAAUAAGCCUAAAUUGUACCUAUGCCUUUUUUGCCUACUCAUAGUGAAAUCAUAUAUUGACGACUGGAUUAAUAAAAAAAGCAACGCAAAUGCGCACGUAAUCGGAAAUGUUACAGCCAGCCCACACGGUGUCUCCUUGAAAUAAUUCCCCCGACAACACACUUGGGUUCCGCUAGGAGAUAUGAAAACAAAAGAUUAGGUUUGAUGUUGCACUGGUAUUUCUUUUCUUCUUUAACAAAAUAAACGCUACUUUAAAACACUGAGCGGUUUUUGAAACCCAGUUUGUUCGUAAAUCACUGAACAAUGCAAUGGACACUGGCGAAGAGCUGCAGGAAUCACCGAUGAUUCACGGAAAGGAGCCGCCCAGGCCGCGAAUCGACAGGGCUGAGACCCCUGCAAGCAGCAGCCAGACCCCGAGCGCUCCCCUAUCCCCGAUGGACCCUCUGAACACGCUGUCCAACUUCGACACGGAGAUGGAGCCGGACGGGCAGGGCAACUACUCGCUGUUUCCAGCCUUAGACAACAUCGCAAGCCUGUCCGGCGCCUCUGAGAGCCUGGAAACUGAACCACCAACCGAUGUUGCUGACAAGCCAAAUCUCACAUGGCUUGAUGCUGCCCAGAUUGUCCUUGAGGAGGCCGGCCGGCCGAUGCACAUUAAAGAAAUCAAGCAGAGAAUUAUUGAUAGGGGCCUGGUGCAGUCAAAUGCCAAGUCAAGUCUGGAAGCUGUGAUGUACCGCGAGACUCAGAAAGGGAGCAGGCGCUUCAAGAGGAUUGAGAACAGAAAUGGAGUCUUUGCACUGCUGAGCGAUGAAGAGAGGCAGCAGGUUUCACGUUCAUUCUCCAGCCAGGCUUUCCUGGGCCCCCCCACCCAGGCCGCCUUCUCCAGCUCCAGCUCCGGGACCUCACUGCCCCCCUUCCCCUCUCCGCCAGGUCUUGCGGAGCCCAGGCCAAAAGCCAGGAAGCUCCAGCGCAAGAAUCAGAAUGAAAAGUACCGGCUGAAGUACCUUAGGCUGCGCAAAGCUGCCCGCGCCAUGAUAUUUGAGAAUGUUGCUCUCUGUGAUGAAGUUGCUCAUCUGGAGGAAAAGUUUCUCAGAGCUAAAGAGGAACGAAGGUUUCUGCUGAAGACUCUUCUUCAGUACCAGUCUCUGCCAGAGGGGGAGCUGCUCUCCACGCCCAGUGCCACCUGUAACGCCACUGCGGCCUUCACCUCCAGCUCUGCUGGGGUCCCUCUCCUGACGGGGGGGCUCUGCCUGGGGCCCAGCAGCUCUGGGACAGAUGAGGGCCUCCCUAAAAAGCCGAAGAAGGAACGGAAGGAGCGAGGCAGAGAGAAUGGAAGAGAGGAUGUCCUGAAAAAGGUGUCGAAGAAAAAGAAAGUGCUGGAAGGAGGGGUCCGUAGGCUGGUCCAGCCCAUCCCCUUGGACUCCUGUGGGCGCCCAGUCUUCCCUAUUGUGCUGGGAGGGCUGACGGUUUACAGCCUGGGGGAGAUCAUCACAGACAGGUCUCACUUCCAUGACGAGAGCGCCAUCUACCCAGUGGGUUUCUGCAGCACACGUGUGUUUCCCAGCAUGAAGAGCCCAGAGCAGCAGUGCCUGUACACUUGUCAGAUCAAGGAUGGGGGGGCGGGACCCCAGUUUGAGAUCGUUCCUGAGGAGGACCCCCAGAAUUCCAUCGUCGCCUCCUCUGCCCAAACUUGCCACGCCAACCUUUUGAAGGCAAUAACAGCCGUAAGUGGCAAACCUCUGUCCCCCAUUCAGCCGUCGGGGGCUGAAUUCUUUGGAUAUUCCCACCCCACCAUCCAGAACCUAAUCCAGAGCUGCCCGGGAGCACGCAAAUGCGGGCACUACCAGUGGGUACGUUUUGAAGUCUGCCGGCCUGGCAGCGGACAGCUGUCGCACAGCCCAUCUGAGGAUGACGCAGCCAUCAACUUUGAGGCCUUCCAGAGGCAGCUAGGUCACGAAAACAGCAUGGCGACGGAGCACAGUGUGGGAGGCCGACCGACACAGGCUACACUCUCAUCGCACGCUCGUCUCCUUGGCUCUGCAACCAUACAAACCUCAGCAUCCCACUUCAGCAGCCCCUGAGUCCUGCAGCGGGACCCAGUUAACCCUUUCUUGGUCGUCUGCAGAAGAAGCUUAACAGAGGCUGCAGUUUAACCCACCUAUUGCUUCCUGAGGAUGUGAUGUGGAACUUGGCAUCUCCAUGUACAUUUAUCCUGGAUGGACCAAAUAUUCAUGAAUCAAGAAUCAUCUCGCUUAUUAGCAUUUCGUGUGGACAGUGGCAUUUGGAGAGUAGUGGUUUCCCUCUGUAUCCAAUAAAGCUUACUGCUUCGCUUAUGUGAAUAAUGUAAAGCAAUAAGAAGAGACUGCUCUUCUCUUAGGUAGGACCAUAGUGUUAAUCUGGUAAUUUUGUUUAUAGAUUGUAUCAUGGACAGAAAAAUAAAACACUGGAAGCAACAGGGAUAUUAUUGAAUUAUGUUUCAGUAUUUUCAUUUAUAAUAAAAGUUAUACCCAAAUAAUUCUGAAACCACUGUGGUAUUCACUACCUACCAGUGAGAGGCAGCUUUCACUGUUCCUCCCCAUCCUAUCAAAGUAGCAGUAUUAUUCUCAAUGAUGUGUAUUGCUCCAAAACCUGUACUUUAUGCUUUUACAUCCAUCCAUUUUCUGAAACCGCUUAAUCCCUGUUUUUUCUUGUAUAAGAUAAAGUGCUGUUUAGCAGAA